Messenger RNA from Penicillium odoratum, 1008 nucleotides. Its product is annotated as lactate/malate dehydrogenase alpha/beta C-terminal domain family protein. NCBI's taxonomy places the organism in Eukaryota, Fungi, Ascomycota, Eurotiomycetes, Eurotiales, Aspergillaceae. The record is from RefSeq and is a predicted model, not a curated record. Bases 1 to 1008 code for a protein of 335 amino acids. The transcript is spliced from 4 exons.
AUGUUGUACAAUAAAGAUCAAGGGGUGACCGAUAAGGCUAAGGAAAUUAUCAUCGUCACUACCGUCCUUGGAGUCUUGGCUAUUAUCUCAGUGGCACUCCGUGUUUAUGCGCGGGUAUAUUCGAAACUCUACCUGGGCAUCGAUGAGUAUCUAAUUCUACUCGCUCUGUUUUUGUCCUGCGGAAUCAGUGUCAUUUUUGACUACACAGCGGCCGUGACUGGGGUUGGAGAUCCGAAAUAUCAGCCUACCUUGGAUGCAACCGUCUUCGCGCUGAAGACGAAUUUCGCUUGUGAAAAUGCUCAAAUAUUCACUAUGGGCCUGAUAAAAGUAUCCAUACUUUUCUUUUACCGGCGCAUUUUUGGCAUUUCCCCUAAAUUCGUCAGAGCCAGCAACGUGCUGAUCGUGCUGAUUUCCACCUUCACUUUGGCGAUUAUGCUGGCUGUAAUCUUUUCCAAAUGGCCGGUUUAUGCUCAAUGGGACCCAUAUGCCCCCUACAACAUGAAUGCAUCUGCGGUUCUCAUCUGCUACGUCGUUGGAAAUAGUGCCUUUGACAUUUUAACUUUGGCUCUUCCGAUCGCAGCCGUGCAAACAUUGCGCAUGGACCAGUCGAAGAAGCUUUUUAUGACAGUGAUCUUUUCAUUGGGAAGCACAUGCAUGGCCGCAUCGCUCGUCCGGCUUUACUAUGCCGUGAAAUGGGUUGGUACAACUGCAACUGCGAAUAGUCUAUUCGAAGCACCAUUCAUCGAUAACAUCCUCUGGGCAAUGAUAGAACCACCCGUCUUUAUUGUCGUCGUCUCAAUGCUUACCAUGGGACCCUUGCUGCGAAAUAUCGAACUUCCUAGGCAAUGGCUCCGGCUUCUCAGCACCAAGACUGGGGGAACAGCCCAGACUGAUGAAACAUAUAACGGGUUUGAUCAUGAUAACCACUCAAACAGCCACUUUAAGCAUAGUUCGAAGGAUAAUGUUUCAAGGGUACCUUCAAGCGAAAUGGAGCUUUUGACGGUUUGA